UUCCGCCUUCCUGCUUCCGGUCUGGCGGUGAGUGGGGAGUGGGAUCCGAUCCCGUGGGGUUAUGUAGGGGAAGUUGGUGGCUGCAGCUGCCGUGGUUUUCUCCUGGUGUCCAGCAGAAACGGCGGCGGCGCAAGGUGUGGCUGGGCCAACCCAGGAUCCCCCAGGACCCUCCGCUCUGCGCGACAAGGGGCCCGCGCUUGCCAAGGCCGACGGGCAGGAGUGAACGUGGCCUUCGUGGGUCUGCAGCCCCGAUAGGCCAAUUGUACAGAAUUUAAACCGUCUCUCAGAUGUGUACAGUAGAACUCAAGAAGACAGACUACCAAGGGUCAUCUGAAGUCGUGAUUGGGUCACUAAUAACACCAGGACAAAGUUAAGGGAUCACUACUCAAGCAUAAGCCCCAGUUUUCAUAAGACUGCUGUGAAGAUGUUUGAUAUAAAGGCUUGGGCUGAGUAUGUUGUGGAAUGGGCUGCAAAGGACCCCUAUGGCUUCCUUACAACCGUUAUUUUGGCCCUUACUCCACUGUUCCUAGCAAGUGCUGUACUGUCUUGGAAAUUGGCCAAGAUGAUUGAGGCCAGGGAGAAGGAGCAAAAGAAGAAGCAAAAACGCCAAGAAAACAUUGCAAAAGCUAAACGACUAAAAAAGGAUUGAAGGACUGAACAGGCUUUGCAACCAGAGGAAAAUCAUUUGGAAAAUUAUGCAGCUUUGGAAGAACCCACUAAAGUUUCUUCUUUGGAUUUCUUGACAGUAUGAUUUAGUAAAUGAAAUUUGACCAAAUGGAAGAAUCAUGUUAGUUCUGACCUCAAUACUAUAGUAACUUUUAGGCGUGGGUGUAGAAGUUUAUAGGUUUCUAUUGACAGUUAUUGUAAAUUAGCAUUUACUGUGGUACAAAUUCUUUAUAACUGACUUAGUCAUUUGCCGCUUAGCAGUUUAUAUAUUGAAAUGAAAACAUCUUGUGGGGAAAAGUGACUUUAGAUUAUGAACUCAAUUCAAAUGAACUCUAUUUAAAAUGGGGUCCUAUUUUGGACAAAGGAAAUUAAGAAUGUAAAAGAACAGUCUUGAGGUAAAAAGUGUGCUUUGGCUUAAAAGGGAUACAGUAUAUUAAUUACAUCUUUUAUUAUUAUUGCUUAUUUCUUAGAAUCAUUUCUGGCUUUCUCAAAACAAAAUAAUAUUAAUGAGUACUUCUAUUUGCUGCAUUUUUCUUAUUACAGCCUUUGAGACAGCUGGUAAUUAUAAGUCAUUUUCCAUUUUUUAAAACAUAAUUUUAUAAAGAAUUCUCUUAUCUUGACUAUGUAGAAUACCACCUACUGGACAGAACAAUUUUUGUACUCACAAACACUGCCAUUUUCUUAGAGAUGGCUUGAGAGGAGUAACACUAUGGUUUAAAGCUUGCAGUAAAAAUGCCAAACACUGUAGUACCUUGGAACCCAGUUUAUUCUUGUGCUAAGCAGAACUGUAAAAUAGUUAAAAUGUCUUAUCAAGUAAUUUGCCGAUUACAAAGACACCAUUUGUUUUUUAUUUCAUUCUUUGUUUUAACUCAUGUGGUAGUGAUAUUUAAUACUUUCUGAUCAAACAGGUUCAAAGUAAAACGUUAAAUUUCACAUUUCUUUUAAAGAACUCUUAAAGUGUAACAGUUAUGCCAUACUUCAUAAGUGGUAAAGAAAGGUAUAAAAUUUGGAAACAUUUUGUUGGGCAUAGUAGUGAUUGGGUGAAAAGGAUAAAUUAUAUCAAAAUGAGAAUGUGCUGUAAUUGGAAGUAGGGAGCUAAAGGAUGUUUCUUUCAGUUUAGUAGAACUGGAACGUUUUACUAUUAAACAUGGCUUUUAUAAAUGCAUGGUCCAGUAAUUUUAUUCACUGUUAGUAUUUAAUUCACUGUCAGCUUAUUAAUGUUUUCUGUACCCGAUAAUGAAUUUUAAAUUACAAAAAAUUGUCCAGCAGCUACAGUUUAAAAAUGAAACUAGACAUUAAAAUAAAUUUGAUAAUUUUUUAUAAA
Messenger RNA from Gorilla gorilla gorilla (western lowland gorilla), 1990 nucleotides. It is a transcript of the gene SMIM15, whose product is annotated as small integral membrane protein 15. The coding region runs from base 425 to 649 and encodes 74 amino acids. The transcript is spliced from 3 exons. NCBI's taxonomy places the organism in Eukaryota, Metazoa, Chordata, Mammalia, Primates, Hominidae. The record is from RefSeq and is a predicted model, not a curated record.